UAGUUUUGUUUUCAAUCAUUACCCUAUUUCUUUCUCCAAUUAUUACCCUAUUUUUUCAAUUAUUACUUUCCCAUCUCUCUCUAUCUCUCUCCAAUCAUUACCCCUAUUUUCAAUCAUUACUCUAUUCCUCUCUCCACCCACUACCAAAACUAAACUAAACUAAACUCUCAACCAAACACAACCAAAAUCUUUGUACGAGCUCAACCCUUCCCCUCUCAUUCCCUCUUCCACCGGCCGCCGCCGCCACUGCAGCCGCAGCCUAAGACAGGAGGAGCAAAACCCAGAAACAGUAUCACUAGUUGAACGAUAAAAAGGAAAAGAGAUGGGUGAUGAUAAUGGGAAAACAAGGGAAGAAGAGAAGCAGCAGGAAAACAAAGCAACGCCAUCCGAUAUCAGCGAUUACAAAAUCAUCAAGGAAGGAGAGGCGGAGAUUCUCAUGAUUGCCAAGAACGAAGUCUUUUACAACAAAGCCCAGGUAAACAACAGGGACAUAUCUAUUGCUGUUCUGAGGACAUUUAUAUCCAAACGCAAAGAAGAGCAUGAAACAAUGCUGUCCAGAAGAACAAAAGCUGUGCAAAAGGUAUCAAACGACAGUGCUUCCAAACUGGAAGCUCCUAUUGAGUCAAACAAGGGUAAUGAUAAAUCCAAUGGUGAAUGUGAAGAGUCAGAAGAGACAUCUCUUGAUGAACCUUGUAGUAUCCCAGAAGAACCAGUCAAAAUCCUGGAGGGAAAAGGGCGAGGGGAAUUGAAGCCACCAAGAGUACUUGAGGCAUUGUCAGCUUCUGGGUUAAGAGCAUUAAGAUAUGCACGUGAAAUAGAAGGGAUAGGUCAAGUUGUGGCCCUGGACAAUGAUAAAGCGUCUGUAGAAGCAUGCAGGAGAAACAUAAAAUUCAAUGGCUCAGUGGCAUGUGCAAAGGUGGAGUCCCACCUUGCUGAUGCUCGAGUUUAUAUGCUCACCCACCCAAAGGAGUUUGAUGUGGUUGAUCUUGAUCCUUAUGGUUCUCCUUCUGCAUUCUUGGACUCUGCCGUUCAAUCAGUCGCUGAUGGAGGCAUGUUGUUGUGUACAGCUACCGAUAUGGCAGUGCUAUGUGGGGGUAAUGGGGAAGUUUGCUAUUCCAAAUAUGGCUCCUAUCCUUUGAGAGGGAAAUAUUGUCAUGAAAUGGCGUUGAGGAUCCUCCUUGCCUGCAUUGAGAGCCAUGCAAAUCGAUACAAGCGCUACAUUGUUCCGGUGCUAUCAGUUCAGAUGGACUUUUACGUUCGGGUUUUUGUUCGCAUAUACACUUCGGCGAGUGCAAUGAAGAACACUCCCCUUAAGCUUUCUUAUGUUUACCAGUGCACUGGUUGUGAUUCAUUUCACCUUCAGCCCCUUGGAAGGACUGUUUCAAAGAAUAAUAGCUUAAGGUAUCUCCCUGGGUUUGGUCCUGUCGUCUCUCAAGAGUGCAGCGACUGCGGAAAGAAAUAUAACAUGGGUGGGCCCAUAUGGUCUGCUCCUAUCCAUGAUCAAGAAUGGGUAACUUCCAUGCUAGCAGAUGUCAAGUCAAUGAAGGAUCGAUAUCCUGCCUACGAUCGAAUCUCUGCUGUGUUAACUACAGUUUCAGAGGAACUGCCGGAUGUUCCUCUGUUUCUUAGUUUGCACAAUCUUUGUUCAACCCUAAAAUGCACUUCUCCCUCAGCAGUAAUCUUCCGCUCCGCAGUCAUAAAUGCAGGAUUUCAUAUAUCAGGAACUCAUGUUAAUCCUUUAGGGCUGAAAUCAGAUGCUCCAAUGGAUGUCAUUUGGGACAUCAUGCGUUGCUGGGUCAAAAAUCAUCCCGUGAAAGCUCAACCGCCAGACCUGGCAGGAAGUGUUAUACUUGCCAAGGAACCAGUUCUUCAAGCUAAUUUUGCUAGAGCUGUUGCAUCCCUCAGCAAAGCACAAGCGAAGAAGGUGGCGCGAUUUCUUCCGAAUCCAGAAAGGCAUUGGGGCCCAAAACUUAGGGCGGGCCGUCAGAUCACCAGCAAGCAUGUUUCUCUAUUGGGUCCUCAGGCGCUAAAUGGGAUGAAUAACCACAAAGCAGAAGAAGAAAAAGAACAAGAAGAAGAGGGCAACGAGCCGCAAGCCAAGCGUAAGAAGACAGAAGAUCCGAAUUCGCUUUCAUGAAAAAUAUGCCUCCUUUGAAAUGUUCAUGCGUCUUCCUGCUGAAGGUGGCGCUAACAUGUUUUUGCUUGUCUUAUCUGAUUUUAUUCUGCAUUUUUUUGCAGUGAGAUAAUCAUCACGCAAAAAUGCCAUCGUAAAAUUGGGGAUUUGCAAGUUAGAAUCAUGUUUAUUUUUGUUUUUCAUUUUCUUUUAAAAUUAGCUUUUAUUCUUUGAGCUGCUAUUGUCACAAUGUUAUUUAUCUGUUUUGUUGUCUAACUCUUUUCAACUGAUGUGCCACCCUGAAUUUUGAUAUGGAGAUUUUUAUUCCUUUA
Rhododendron vialii is the source of this 2445-nucleotide messenger RNA. Its product is annotated as tRNA (guanine(26)-N(2))-dimethyltransferase 2. The transcript is spliced from 12 exons. Gene Ontology annotation, biological process: tRNA N2-guanine methylation. The record is from RefSeq and is a predicted model, not a curated record. Lineage: Eukaryota; Viridiplantae; Streptophyta; Magnoliopsida; Ericales; Ericaceae. Gene Ontology annotation, molecular function: RNA binding. Gene Ontology annotation, cellular component: nucleus. The coding region runs from base 323 to 2137 and encodes 604 amino acids.